CUCACUUCGAAUCAAAGAUUUUUUUUUUCGUCCGUUGACUUCAACCCCUGCUACCCACCAUGGCGGAGAUGAUCGCCGUAUCCCUCUCGGCGAAGAUCGCCGCGUCCUUGUCCGCCCCGGCAGCCGUAGAGCUGUCCUCUCUCUUCGCCAUUCGCUCGGGGGUAGCCGCCGCCGCGCGCGAGCUCGAUCUCCUCCGCGCCUUCCUCCGCUUCGCCGACUCCCGCCGCGGCACCGACACGCCCGCCGCCGCUUGGAUCGACCAGGUCCGCGACGUUGCCUUCGAGCUCGAGGACGUCGCGGACGAGUACUCCUUCCUCUCUGGCCGGGGCUUCGUCCGUGGCUGUGCCAAUUUGGGCGCCUGGUUCGCGCUCUCGAGGCGACUCCGGAGGGCGCGGGAGAGGCUUCGCGAGCUAUCGGUCGCCAAGGAAGAAUACGACAUCUUGCCGGCGGUUGCCUCCGCGGAGAGAUUGCCUGCAGUUGGCGGCAGCGCGACCGUCAUCAGCCGGAAGGUAGCAGAUACAGCGCACUUUCUGGGAGAAGAGGAGAUCGUGGGCUUUGCGGCGCACAGAAGAUUACUAAUAGAAUGGCUGGCCGAGGACGCGGAGCCCCGGCGGACGUUGGUCGCGGUCUUGGGGAUGGGCGGUGUUGGCAAGACCACUCUAGCGACCAGCGUCUACAAGGAACUCGCCGCAAGCUUCCACUUCGAUUGCGCCGCAUGGGUGUCCGUCUCCAAGAACUUCACGACGGAAGACCUCUUAAGGAAAGUAUUCAAAGAACUUCACCGGGAUGUUCAUACAGGCGUGCCGACGGAAGUGGACGAGAUGAAUUACCGGUCCCUGGUCGAGGCUUUGCAAGGGUUUCUGUCCAAGAAGAGGUACUUGGUGUUGCUGGAUGAUGUCUGGGACGCCGGUGCAUGGUAUGAGAUCCGCAGUGCAUUUGUUGAAAAUGGAACAGGGAGCCGGAUAAUCAUCACGACACGCAGUCAAGAAGUGGCUAAUCUGGCAAAAUCCACUAGGAUUAUCCUGCUGCAGCCGCUAUCUGAGAAGGAGGCAUGGACCUUAUUUUGUAAUACCACUUUCAGGGAGGACACAGAUCGAGAGUGCCCACGGCAUUUGGAGCUCUGGGCUUUGAAGAUACUGGACAAAUGUAGUGGUCUUCCAUUGGCAAUUGUGUCAGUGGGCAAUCUCCUUGCGCUGAAGGAGGAAAGUGAGUUUGCUUGGAAGAACGUCCAUGACAGUCUCGUGUGGGAUGAAAGCUCUGAUCACAGAAUUGGGCAAGUGUCAAGCAUACUGAAUUUGAGUAUCGAUGAUCUGCCAUACCACCUGAAGAGAUGUUUCCUUUAUUGUAGCAUAUACCCCGAGGAUUUCUUUGUCAAAAGGAAGAUUCUGAUCAGAAUGUGGAUUGCAGAAGGCUUUGUCGAGGAGAAAAAGGAUGCUACAAUGGAGGAUGUCGCUGAUGAUUACCUGGACCAGCUAGUCCAACGCAGCCUGCUGCAGGUCAUUAGGAAAAAUGAGUUUGGACGUGCCAAGCGAUUUCAAAUCCAUGACUUGAUCAGGGAUUUGAUUAUAAGUAGGUCAGCAAAGGAGGGACUCUUUGUAUUCUCAAAAUGCACAGCGACAUUUGAGGCAAACUGUAAUUUUCGUCAUCUUAUAAUUGAUCAGUGCAGGUUUAGCGACCUCCCAACUCCAAAACUGGCAUUCCUUCGGUCCCUCCAUGGGUUUAAAACAGAUUUGGAUGCCUCACUGCUGUCUCAAUUCAGGUUAUUAACUGUGUUGAGCUUAUGGUACAUUCCAACAGAUAAACUUCCUAGUUCAGUGACUUAUCUUCUCAAUCUGUGUUAUCUUGGCAUCCGUUCCACUCUCAUCAAAGAGCUACCACAUGAAUUGGGACGAUUACAUAAGUUGCAAACUUUAGAUGCCAAGUGGUCCAUGGUCCAGAGAUUACCAUGCAGCAUAACAAAGCUGAAGGGUCUGCGCCACCUGAUACUGCUUAGACGUCAAGCUGCAGAUUUUAGGUAUCAAUUUCCUGGUAAAUCAGUUGUGCUUCCAGAUGGAAUGAAAAAUCUGACCUGUCUGCAGACUCUGAAAUACAUUGAAGCUGAUGAGAAAUUGGUCAGAUCCUUAGGAAGCUUCAAACGAAUGAGGAGCUUAGAGCUAUCUGGUGUUCACGAGGGGAAUCUGAUUCAUUUGCCAUCAUCCAUCUCCAAAAUGAGCCGCCUUACAUGCUUGGGAAUUGUAAGUCGGGACGAUCAUGUACAACUGGACCUCGAGUCAUUUUCACCACCACCGCUGAAGCUACAAAAAUUAACCAUAUCAGGGAGGUUAAUAGGGGGUAAGUUACCUUCAUGGUUUGGCCACCUUAGUAACCUCAUGCAAUUGCAGUUGCAUUCUUCUGAACUCAAGGAAGAUUCAAUCAGAUUGCUUUCAUCGCUUCCUAAGUUGGUUGAUCUUAGCCUCAUGGAUACAUACAAAGGGAACAGUUUGACCUUUGCAGCAGGUUGUUUUCCGGUCCUUAGAAAACUAAAAUUGCAGGACUUGGCUAAUCUUACUCACCUAGAGUUUCAAAAGGGGGGCCUUGUCAAUCUACAUAGGUUGAUUCUUGGCAAGUGUGCCAAUCUAAUGACAAUACCCCAAGGUCUAGAGCACCUUAUGCAUCUCAGGAACCUAAAGCUUUCUGAAAUGCCUAGUGAGCUUACAGAAAACAUACAAGAGGUGCAAGAAUUGGAGGGGAAUCAUCAAGAUGCUGGCCAUACUACAAUUGUCAAGGUCAUCUGUAUACAAAAUGAGUGUUUGUUGGAGAAAAAAAUUCACACCAACUUGCGCACUUUACAAAAAUAGGACGUUCAAGGAUGGAUGCAAUAUCAUUCUAAAUCGCCCAGACGGAAUUCAGCGAUGAUCAUGGGUGGCAGAUGUGAAUCAAUUCAAACUUGUGCAGGUAAAUGAAAUGGCAGCUGAUGUUUGUACAGCGAAUGUUCAACUAUUUCGUUAUGGCAACCAACCCAUACAGCCAGACAUAUUAUCAUAAGCCUGCACCAGAUCUCACCAGCUGUUGACUAUCGUGUUCUAAACCUGGUGCACACAUUGAAAAGCAGUGAUCAUGGAGUUGGUAGUUACUAUCAUGAGUAGCUAGAUUUAUCUUUGUACAGUCAUUAUAAAUAUUUCAUCACCGUAUCCAUAUUUAUAUUCAGAUAAUGGCCUAUAUCGCCCAUGGGUCAUUGCUGUCCCUUUGGUAGGAGCACUUUCUGCUUACAAAUCUUUGUACAGAUAUUUAUGUAUCAGCAAAUUGUUGAAUUGUUGGGGGUGAACAGCAGCAUGUUUGACUGCAAGGCA
Messenger RNA from Panicum hallii, 3329 nucleotides. Its product is annotated as disease resistance protein RPM1-like. The transcript has a single exon. Bases 60 to 2837 code for a protein of 925 amino acids. Gene Ontology annotation, molecular function: ADP binding. The record is from RefSeq and is a predicted model, not a curated record. Lineage: Eukaryota; Viridiplantae; Streptophyta; Magnoliopsida; Poales; Poaceae. Gene Ontology annotation, biological process: defense response to other organism.